Molecule: messenger RNA, 744 nt
Organism: Alternaria atra
Lineage: Eukaryota; Fungi; Ascomycota; Dothideomycetes; Pleosporales; Pleosporaceae
Exons: 3
Coding region: 1-744 (247 amino acids)
Biological process (GO): vesicle-mediated transport
Cellular component (GO): membrane
Source: RefSeq, a predicted model, not a curated record
AUGGCGUCUUCGUCUUCGUCUUCUUCCACGCCUCUGCUCUACGCAUGCAUAGCCCACAACACAACCGUCCUAACUGAACACACGGCCUCUGCCUCCUCAAACGCCUCCUCUCUCGUCUCCCUCGUCCUCCCACGCAUCGCUCACGACAAAUCCGCCCACAAAACCAUUGAUCAAUCCAAAUUCUUCAUCCAUUGCCUCGUCAAAUCCCCCUCAGACUUCCCCAACAACCAGUCUACGGCCGGCGGGCUCACCUUCCUCGUCAUCGCCGAACGCGACCUCGGCCAGCGCAUACCCUUUGGCUUCCUGACCAAUCUCGAAAAGAAGUUCUUUGCCGAGUUUGAGCCUGGAAGCACCAAUUUCCAUGAUUUGCCGCCGUAUGGGUGUGCGAGUUUCAAUGGCGCGUUGAAGAGGAUGAUGGUGGAGCAGGGUGGUACUCAGGCUGGCCAGCAGGAUGCGCUCAGGACGGCGCAGCGAGAAAUCGAGGGUGUGAGGGAGAUUAUGACGGAGAACAUUGAGCGUGUAUUGGAGAGGGGUGAGCAUAUGAGUGUGCUGGUUGAUAAGACUGGCAGACUGGGAGAAAAUGCGAGAGACUUCAGGGUUAGGUCACGGACGCUCAAGAGGAGGAUGUGGUGGAAGAACGUCAAGUUGAUGGUGCUGUUGACCCUCGUCGUCAUCUUCUUGAUCUACCUGUUCGUUGGCUUCGGCUGUGGUCUUCCUGGUUGGGGACGAUGCCUCGGUCACUAG